AUGUUCGACCCUUUGUCUGUCCCUAACUUCCCGCAGGAUGAGCCGCCAUGGCCGACAACUCCCCAUAUGCCCAAUGAGCCCAUACCCAACCUCCCGCGACCCUCACCACAUCAUCAAGACUCGCGUGGUCCUCCCACAGGUUUGUACGGGAGAGAGCCGCAGAUCUAUGGCCAACCCGAACCAGGUCUCAUUUCUCCUCGUGCGACCACGUCCUCCACCGGCCAACCGCUGGAGAAGAAGGAGCCGUACCUGCGAGUGCGAAUUACGUCGCUUGACCGGAACAGGCGAGAUGUCCUUAUUAAGUUCGACGCUCAGACAAACCUCUCCAACUUCACAGGCACGACGUACCGCAAUGUCUCACGCUCCUACCUCGAGUUCCAGCAGUUCUACGAAGCCAUCAUCCAGAACAACCCGCAGACCAUAGUGCCUGCCCUGCCCCUCGCACGUACCUCCGCUCCGACGGACGAGGAAGACGACCGGCUCGUGAAGAUCAUGCUCCAGCGCUGGCUGACGCGCAUCUGCGAAGACCCAAUCCUCAUUCACGAAGAAGAGCUCCGGUCCUUCAUAGAAAGUGACUUUGGAUACCAACCGACUCCGAACACACGCAAGAAGGCAUCUGGCGGAUUCAGCCUGAUUCGCCGAGGGGUUCCGGACGAGGACGAGGAGCUGCAGAGGGCGCGGUUCGAGUUGACGAAGCUGGAGGGGCAGUUCUUCGACUCGGCGAAAGCGAUUGAUAAGCUUGCGCGGGCGCGGAAGUCCAUCGCCGUCGUCAAAGCCGAAAUGGGCAACAAACUCCUUAGCGUUUCGACGGCGGAGGCUCACCCUCCGCUUGGCAAUGCCCUGGCCAAGAUUGGCCGCGUCUACCACAGUCUUGCUGACCUUGACCAGGCGCAGGGUAUCAGCGAAUGUGUUAUCAUCGGAGAUUCAUUAGGCUAUCAGGGACUCAAUGCGCGCUCCGCGAAGGAGACCUUGCAGCAGAGGACGGGCGUCCUGGAGGAAUACCAAGCAGCAGUAAAAGCCACGAUCUCUAAGCGUCGGAACAUGGAGCGACUAAAGGCCAGCAACAACAUAAGCCCUCAAAGGGUCGACGAGGCGCUUGAGGAGAUGGAAGAGGCGAACAAGUACGAGCAAAUCCUAGCUCGCCGCGCUGAGGGCAUAUCCCAGAACCUUCAUCGUGCACUAGACAGACACAGGCGGUUAGUUACCGAGGAUGUCACAGCAGCACUCGUGGAGCAUGUACGCUCAACCAUCAUGUACGAGAGACAGCAUCUGCGAGAACUCGAAGCACUGCGACCGGACGUGGCAAAUGCGGACAAGAAGCAUGUGCCUCAGAAGCCUGUCAGCACCCCUCGGCCCACGUACAUCCCUCCGUUGGAGGAGUUCUCCAAACCUGCGAUUCCGCGUCCAGCGUCGGGUCCUCCAUCGAACGCGCCACGUCCGCCUUCGCAGAAUGUUCCUGCACCGAUCAGCGCUACAUCGUCCAUGAUCGGCUCUCCGUCGGGCGGCCGCCCUCCCAUCAGCGUCGCUGUAUCCACGAACGGAUCGUCGCACGGACCACUCUCACCGGGCAGCGUAUCCUCACCACUUCGUGCCCCGCUUUCGCCCCAGUCCCCUGGAGCAGGUCCUUCGUCAUCGUCAUCCCCAGUGCCCUCGCAGUCCUCCUUCGCGCCUCCUCUCAUAAACGGUCCGCCUCUCGGGGGCCGCUUCGUCGACGGAACCAAGUCGAUGUUUGUCAAGUCACCUUCCUCACCCCUUGCAGCAACCGGGAGCACGCCGACCAAACCCGCAUCUGCUGGUCUACCCCCUGUACCGUCAUCCGCGGUGACCCAAUCCACGCCGGUUUCGCCCCUCCAUGGGACUGUAUCGGGACCCCCUUCCUCCGUUCCCUCUCCAGCCCCUCAUCCUCUCGCUAGAGCAGGCGAUCCGCUAUCGGCGUCCAUGUUUGUUACGUCGAGCAACCCCCCGGCAAACGGUCGCUCGAACUCAGUGUCAGCCUCCAGUGACGGGUUGGACCCCCUCGGCAUGGUCAAACCUGCCUAUAUGUCCGCCUCCGUGCGCGUGCAGCCCACGCGCCCGCGGUUAGAUGCGAGGGAAGCUGCGAGCAAGCUUGCCAACAUGUUCUAAGAUCGACAUGCUGUACCUCUGCGACUCUCAUACAUUAUGGUUUGUUGUACCGUGCAUUAACACAAUGUGGCUGCCGAAUGAUAUC
Messenger RNA from Dichomitus squalens LYAD-421 SS1, 2209 nucleotides. RefSeq lists its product as uncharacterized. The record is from RefSeq and is a predicted model, not a curated record. Gene Ontology annotation, cellular component: endosome; retromer, tubulation complex. Gene Ontology annotation, molecular function: phosphatidylinositol-3-phosphate binding. NCBI's taxonomy places the organism in Eukaryota, Fungi, Basidiomycota, Agaricomycetes, Polyporales, Polyporaceae. The transcript is spliced from 4 exons. Bases 1 to 2124 code for a protein of 707 amino acids. Gene Ontology annotation, biological process: intracellular protein transport; retrograde transport, endosome to Golgi.